Molecule: messenger RNA, 1604 nt
Organism: Gambusia affinis (western mosquitofish)
Lineage: Eukaryota; Metazoa; Chordata; Actinopteri; Cyprinodontiformes; Poeciliidae
Gene: usp21
Product: ubiquitin specific peptidase 21
Exons: 12
Coding region: 336-1547 (403 amino acids)
Biological process (GO): protein deubiquitination
Cellular component (GO): cytoplasm
Molecular function (GO): cysteine-type deubiquitinase activity
Source: RefSeq, a predicted model, not a curated record
CACUCGUGGCAGGACAGGGCAGAGAGGUAGACUUUCAGUUCUAUCCCACAAACACACGGUGAAACCGUAGACGUUCCCUUUAUGCAUUUUUAACAGCUCAGCAGAUGAUGGGAACAGUUUGGUUGGGACUCUUUGUUCAAAGAUACAGACCAAAGUGAUCAGCUGUAAAUGUUACUUGUCGUUCUCAAGGUAAGGCAGGGGGUGUACUCCUCUGUGCUUUGCUACCUGAUAAGAAGGGUCGCGCCUCAACAUCUUGCUGACCUUUAAUCAGACUCGUAUCAGGGAUAAGAUACAUCUUGGCACAUCUGCGGACAGAGACCGACUGGUAGAACAGGAUGCCUGGGUCCAGCGGCGUUAACGUGGGGGGCUCUUGUGGGGCCCUGUGUCGAACCCUGGUUUCUCAGAACGGUCUGCAGAGAGACACGGCAGACAUCUCCCAGUCUGUCCUCUACACAUCCCUGAUGGGCCUGCUGCUGGUCGCUGACGAGAAAGAGCCGCUUACUGUUGGAAGUGGAAGAGUUGGCCUUAGAAACAUUGGGAAUACAUGCUUCCUGAACGCAGUGGUCCAGUGUUUGUCUCACACUUGCGUCCUGCGCAACUAUUGUCUUCUGAAGUCUUACAAGCAUGAGAAGUUUUCAAAAGAGGAGGCAAAGCUCAUGGAAAGUUUCUCCCAGGUACUCUCAGGCCUUUGGGAUGUCAGGGAAGGAGACACUGUUGUAAAUCCUCGACAGUUUUACAGCGUUUUUAAAGCAGCAGUGCCUUAUUUCAGCGGUUACAGCCAGCAAGAUGCCCAGGAGUUUCUCAGGUUCCUACUGGACAAGCUGCAUACUGAAAUAAAUCGCAGGCCUUAUGUUAAAAGGACAGGGAAGGAGCCUCAGCAACAAUACGUCAGAUUUAGAAUUUCAGAAGAGGCGAAUGCGAUGUGGAAGAAGCACUUGGAAAGAGAUGACAGCAUAAUAGUAGAUCUUUUCUCAGGUCAGCUGCGGAGUUCACUGCACUGCUCGGUUUGUUCGCACUACUCCAACACGUUUGAUGUGUUCUGUGAUCUGUCGCUGCCCAUCCCUAAAAGGAGCUCUGUGGGGGAGGUCACCCUGCAGGAGUGUCUGGACCUCUUCUCUCAGGAGGAGAAACUUGACAAGGAAAACUCACCAAUGUGUGAGAGAUGUAACAGGCGUACAGAGUGCACCAAGCGGCUUUCCAUCCAGAGGUUUCCUCAGGUUAUUGUAAUCCAUUUGAACCGUUUCACAACAUCCCGGUGGUCUAUCAGUAAAAGCACAGUGUACGUGUCUUUUCCCCUCAAAAACCUGGACCUCGGACCUUACGGCCCCGUUGACUGUGGCCCAGUUUUAUAUGAUUUAUAUGCGAUUUGUAACCACGCUGGGACUGUGAAUAUGGGCCACUACACGGCCUGCUGUCUAGAUCAAAGUGGAUGGUGCUUCUACAAUGACUCCAGCGCAAACUCGAUCACCGAGAACCAGCUUCAGACAAAUCAAGCCUACGUCCUGUUCUACCAACGCAGCAGCAGCACGGCCACCGUCAGGAAAUAGCCUAGAAGAUGCAGCCGAUCAGUCACCUCGCCUCCAGUGUCCAUAGAAACAAAUAGA